Messenger RNA from Sclerotinia sclerotiorum 1980 UF-70, 891 nucleotides. RefSeq lists its product as hypothetical. The record is from RefSeq and is a predicted model, not a curated record. Gene Ontology annotation, biological process: mitochondrial phosphate ion transmembrane transport. Lineage: Eukaryota; Fungi; Ascomycota; Leotiomycetes; Helotiales; Sclerotiniaceae. Gene Ontology annotation, molecular function: phosphate transmembrane transporter activity. The coding region runs from base 1 to 891 and encodes 296 amino acids. Gene Ontology annotation, cellular component: mitochondrial inner membrane. The transcript is spliced from 4 exons.
AUGCCUUCAAUUUUCCCUUCUCAAAACACUCUUCACGAUGUAUUCCACCAUCCCCAUCCCUACGGUCGCCGAUCCGAACUAGCAAUUCAAUCACCUACCACUCCCGUAUCCAAGCGCACCCCACUUCAAGCUCGUUCAGAGCUCUAUACAGCUUGGUCCGUCGUUGACGAUGCGAAGAAUAAAGCCAAUGCAUUGAGUGCAGAAGCUGCAAAGGAGUUUGAGAAAGCUAGUGCGAGUGCCCAGGCUAAAACUGGUAAAAUUGAGUUGUAUUCGCCAAAGUUUUAUGCUGCUUGUACUUUUGGUGGAUUACUUGCUUGCGGUCUCACCCACACAUCAGUCACCCCUCUUGAUCUAGUAAAAUGCCGUCGUCAAGUCGACUCCAAAAUGUACACAGGCAACUUCCAAGCCUGGGGUAAAAUCUUCCGCGCCGAAGGAUUCCGUGGCAUCAUGACCGGAUGGGGUCCCACAUUCUUUGGAUACUCCGCCCAAGGAGCAUUCAAAUACGGUGGAUACGAAUUCUUCAAGAAAUUCUACGCUGAUCUCGCCGGUCCUGAAAAUGCAUACAAGUACAAAACAUGGCUUUAUCUAUCCGCCAGUGCAUCUGCAGAAUUCAUUGCCGAUGUGGCACUUUGUCCUUUCGAAGCUGUGAAGGUAUCCAAAUUAAACGCAAGCCGACUUCCCGGUGAAGCAUUCGGUGCGGCUACCGGACGUAUCUAUAAAGAUAUUGGAUUCCGUGGACUCUGGAACGGUCUUCCGGUUCGUAUCGUUAUGAUUGGUACUUUGACUGGUUUGCAAUGGAUGAUUUAUGAUUACUUUAAGAUUUUCAUGGGAUUGCCAACGACGGGUGGAGCUGCACCUGUACAAGUUGUGCAGAAACGAAAUAUUGAAUAG